AUGUUACCAAAGAAGGUCUGUUCCGUAAGCCAGGCAACAAGAGCAGAAUGACCACAUUAAAAGAGCUUCUGAUUGCCAAAGGCCCAGCGGUCAGCAUUGACCCAGAAAUCUUUUCCCCAAACGAUGUAGCUUGUAUACUGAAGGAGUUUGUAAGGGAGCUGCCAGAACCUCUUCUCACUGAACGUCAUUUGGAGGCUCACAGGCAAAUAUUAGCUCUUGGACAGCACGCCAGAUCACCAGAAGACAUAUCUCGGUAUUCUUCCAGAAAACUGUCAGCCCUUCAGCUGCUGAUGCUGCUGUUGCCACCUCCAGUACAGAAGCUGACCAUGCAUUUGCUGCAGCUCCUGCAGAGAAUUGCGGACAGUCCCGAGUCAAAGAUGACUGCGGCCACACUGGGGACCAUAUUUGCCCCCAUGUUUUUCAUUGAGAGAAAAGUGCAGCCAAGAGACCUGUACUGUCAGAUCACUACAACUGCCCCAGCUGUCAGCUUCAUGAUUGAUAAAGCCCAUGAGUUAUUUAAG
Candidula unifasciata is the source of this 521-nucleotide messenger RNA. The record is from the annotation of a GenBank genome assembly. Lineage: Eukaryota; Metazoa; Mollusca; Gastropoda; Stylommatophora; Geomitridae.